AUGAAGUACGUUUUGGUUUCUGGAGGUGUCAUCUCCGGCGUGGGCAAAGGUAUUAUUGCCUCCAGCACUGGCCUGCUGCUCAAGACCACUGGUUUGGCGGUCACCAGUAUCAAGAUCGACCCCUACAUCAACAUCGAUGCGGGUACUAUGGCCCCCACCGAACACGGUGAGGUCUAUGUCACAGAUGACGGCGGCGAAAUGGACCUCGACCUCGGCAACUACGAACGUUACCUCCUCACCACCUUGACCCGCGACCACAACAUCACCACCGGUAAAGUUUACCAACACGUUAUCAACCGGGAACGAAUUGGCCACUACCUGGGUAAGACCGUGCAGGUUGUGCCCCACGUUACCGAUGCCAUUCAGGACUGGAUUGAGCGUGUGGCUCGCAUUCCCGUUGACGAGUCCGGGGUUGAGCCGGAUGUCUGCAUCAUUGAGCUCGGUGGUACCGUCGGAGAUAUCGAGAGUGCUCCCUUCAUCCAUGCCCUGAGUCAGCUCCAGCGUCGUGCGGGCAAGGGCAACUUUGUUCAGAUCCACGUCUCCUAUGUCCCCGUCAUUCCUCCGGGACCUGGUGGUGAGCAGAAGACCAAGCCCACCCAGCGUGCUAUGAGCGAUGUGCGCAGUGCCGGCUUGAACCCCGACCUGAUCGCCUGCCGUUGUGAACUGCCACUGGAGGCUUCCACCAUCCAGAAGAUUGCCAACAUGUGUUCCAUGGAGCCUCACCAGGUUUUGGGUGUGCACAACGUCACAACCACAUACCACGUGCCCAUGCUUCUGGAGAAGCAGAACCUCCAACCUCCUCAGCCUCAAGACCUCUCUUCCCGCGCCCCCGCCGACCGCAUUGAGUCUGGCAAGCGCAUGUGGGAUGAUUGGUGUGAGCUGGCCCGUGGUCAGGAGUUCGUCCACGACACCGUCUCCAUUGCCCUGGUCGGCAAGUACAUUGCCCUCCACGACGCCUACAUCAGUGUUUCCAAGGCACUCGAGCACGCUGCUAUGUACUGCCACAAGAAGGUUCAGAUCGUCUGGGUCGACGCCUCGCACCUUGAGGAGGAGACCAACUCGCCGGCCGAGUACCACAAGGCGUGGCACGCCGUCUGCACUGCUGACGGUGUCCUCGUGACAGGCGGAUUCGGCAACCGAGCCACUGAGGGUAAGAUCAAGGCGAUCACCUGGGCUCGUACCCAGAAGAAGCCUUUCCUCGGUGUUUGUCUCGGUAUGCAGCUGGCUGUUCUCGAGUACUGCCGCAACGUCGCGGGCAUUGAGGAUGUUGGCAGUGAGGAGCUGCACCCCAACGCCAAGAAUCACGCCAUCGUCUACAUGCCCGAGGUUGACAAGGACAAGCUUGGUGGCACCAUGCGUUUGGGCAAGCACCCCUGUAUCUUCCAGGAGGGAACCGAGUGGUCCCGCCUGCGUGCCAUGUAUGGCCCCACCACCUCUCAAGUGGAGGAGCGCCACCGUCACCGCUACGAAGUGAACCCGGCUAUGAUCGACCAGAUCGAGAAGGCCGGUCUAACCUUUAUCGGAAAGGACAUCAAGGGUGAGCGUAUGGAGAUCGUUGAGAUCAAAGACCACCCUUGGUUCGUCGGUGUGCAGUUCCACCCUGAGUAUCUCAGCCGUGUGUUGAGCCCCAGCAAGGCUUUCCUUGGUUUCUUCGCCGCCGCCGCUGGAUGUUUGGAGGAGGUCACUGUCGCUGUUAAUGCCGGUCAACGAAGCAUUGGAAGACGCCAAUAG
Molecule: messenger RNA, 1731 nt
Organism: Penicillium verhagenii
Lineage: Eukaryota; Fungi; Ascomycota; Eurotiomycetes; Eurotiales; Aspergillaceae
Product: putative CTP synthase
Exons: 4
Coding region: 1-1731 (576 amino acids)
Biological process (GO): CTP biosynthetic process; pyrimidine nucleobase biosynthetic process
Cellular component (GO): cytoophidium; cytoplasm
Molecular function (GO): CTP synthase activity; identical protein binding
Source: RefSeq, a predicted model, not a curated record